Molecule: messenger RNA, 267 nt
Organism: Knipowitschia caucasica
Lineage: Eukaryota; Metazoa; Chordata; Actinopteri; Gobiiformes; Gobiidae
Source: the annotation of a GenBank genome assembly
AUGUCACUCAGGGGAGUGUCAUUGAAGCACUUGGGACUAGUGUUUUUGAUUCUUCUUAUGACCAGUUUGCAAGCAAAGGCUAAACCACUAAGAAAGAGAACAAUAAGUGAAGUGCAGCUCAUGCAUAACGUUCAGGAGCACAAACAGGUGGGAGAGCGACAGGAGUGGCUCCAGGAGAAGCUGAAGGACAUCAUUGUUACAAGUGUCAGACCUCAACCUCUUCCACAGGCUACACGGUUUGCCGACAGUUUUGAUUAUGGACAGUAA